Anopheles gambiae (African malaria mosquito) is the source of this 6019-nucleotide messenger RNA. Its product is annotated as putative odorant-binding protein A10. Lineage: Eukaryota; Metazoa; Arthropoda; Insecta; Diptera; Culicidae. The record is from RefSeq and is a predicted model, not a curated record. Bases 736 to 1089 code for a protein of 117 amino acids. The transcript has 2 exons.
CACUUUGUUGCAACACCAGUUUAGUCGUUGGCGGGAUUCCAACCCAUCCGGAUCGUGCUGCGUAACGUUUGUUAAAAAGGCGACCGUCCGACAACGUCCAGUACGUGAUACAAACAACCAGUGUGAAAGUCGUGUGUCAUCAGUUGUACUGCUGCUGCGGCCCGUUUGAUGCGUUGAUCCGGAAGCGAACGAAACCAUCAUUAUCAUAUCGUGCCAUAUCAUCGCUGUGGUUUAUCACCGCGUACAGAUCGGUCCAUAUCAAAGCCCUAAACCACGAGAUUGAUUAACCGGCAAACGGAAGCCGGUCCGUGUGUGUGUCGUCGUCGUCGCACCACGCAUUUUUCUGUCGUUUGCUCUGUGUUCCCUGUGAGCUGAUUGUCUCGUGGUGAUUUGUCAGUUGUUAACGUCUUCGGCCAAAGAACCGCGUUACAUUCGGAUUGCAUCAAACAUAAUAGUCAUUAAUUUAUUACAUUAACGCACGCCGACGGCCCUUGCCUUCUGGUUGGAAGCGUGGUCUGUAGCCCUUCUGACGGUUUAAAGCCAGUCAGAGCGUGGUAGGCUGUGAGCGGUAAAGGAUCCACCUAGCUACGGGCAGCCCUUAGGUUAGUGCGUCUGUGUUGUCUGAGAAAACAGUGAAGUGAACUUGUUCUGAAAGGCGCUGAAAGGCAAAUCCAUCGGCCGACAAGUAGCAACAUCAGGCCGAAGCAACACCGCAGCCAGUACACCAGCACGAAAAUGAGUUCAAAAGCAUUACCAAAUCUAUUUAUGCUAUCAGCGGCAGUUAUUGUGGUGCUGGCGGCGUUAGUGAUCGUCGGACCGCAGCCGGCCGCCGCCAACGACAGUCAGAAUAUUAACCGGCUGCUUAACAAUCAGGUGAUUGUUAGUCGGCAGAUCAUGUGCGUGCUGGAGAAGAGCCCCUGCGACCAGCUCGGCCGACAGCUGAAAGCCGCCCUGCCGGAAGUGAUACAGCGCAACUGCCGGAACUGUUCACCCCAGCAGGCCCAAAACGCUCAAAAGCUGACGAACUUCCUGCAGACCCGCUACCCGGAGGUGUGGGCAAUGCUGAUACGCAAGUACGGUGCCGUUUAAGCUGCUGAAGCUGCUGUGAAGGAACCGUGUGGAGCACAUGGCAGCAAAGGAGGAGAGCAGCAGGCAAAUGUUCGCCAUAAUUUCACCACACCAUCGUCGUCGUCGUCGUCGUCGUCGUCGUCAGCAUCUUAUCGUCUACCUUCCGUCAGUGGGAACGGAACCGAGUUUCACCGUGUCUGGAACUGAGCCGCCAGUCCCAAUAAAAGCGUAUUACUCCAACGGGGAGCCACCUCGUACCACUCAACAACUCCGAGCCUUCUUCCUCCGUCUAUCUCUGUGGCAUGCUUAUUGCCAUCCAAGCAUGCCAUAGCUUAACGCGCCACCCAAAGGUAGCGCUGCUGAUGGACGGUUUUUAUUUCCAUGCUUGCUUUCCCGGAUGACAGUCACUGACACUGACUGGCACUGGCACGGGCUGGCGGGAUGGAAUUUAAAGUAACAACAACAGCAGCAGCAGCAGCAAAAAAGUCAUAUCAUUUCGAUUUCACACUUGUUUACACAUCGCGCGCUUUAUGCGGAAACGUCUGCAGCGCGUGCAUAUUGUAAAUCGAGCGCUAUAUUUAUCGCGCAUAAAAGCGUACACCCGAUUCAAGACGAGGCUUUUGCUCAUUUGCUGACACACUUUUUGGUUUUCUUACUUUUCCUUUUCCCUCAUACUCUUGCUCUCACACACAAUCCUCACUUUAUUGAGUUUCACACAAUAUAAUUUACUUUACCAUCUCCUUGUGCGUUUCCGGCUUACGUUUAGCUUCUCGGUACGAGAAGCUGCUUGUUGUCGAGCUGUCGUCACCAUGGUGAUACGGUUUUGGCGCACCCGCCCGACGCUUGAAUGUUAUUCUUUUACAUCGCUCCCACUCCUCUGUUUUUGACAUCUGGCUACAUUUGUUUGUACGACGACAAACAGUACACCAGCAACAUGAUGCAUAAUCGGAUUAUGACUACUCUCUCUCUCUCUCUCUUUUGCGAGCAUGUCGGUAGUGUGUACGCCUCCUGACGACAGAGCCCUAUCGAGCGUGGGCGACUCUGGAAUGACGUUUGAUGAAAUGGCGGUUUUUCUUUGCUGACAUGGCACAAUACCAGUGGGCGAACUCAUUCAUAAUAAUAAUAUUAAACAAUACUAAUAAUAAUGCUAUGUGAUAGAACCAUCAUAUCCCCCUGUUGUCCCCAUAUCGUCCCCUGCGGAGCCAGAAAUGUCUCAGCAGUGACAGGUCCAGUUUUUGGCAUGUUAAAGUAAAAAAGAAAUAACAAAACAAAACAAAAUAUCAAUAAACUCCCGACACAAUGCUAACGAUAAAUAAUGGUUUGUUAACAAACGAAAUUGAUGAAUAAAAACAAAAACAGUCCCAUUAAACCCCUUUGAUAGAGUGCAAGAAGCUCCCGUCGUUACCAACCCUGGCCCUCCAUGUGAAUAUCAACAUGUCUCUUCUGUCUUAUCCCACUCGAGCAACGGUGUGUGAUCGCUCGUCUCAUCCGACAAAGACACAAAACAAAGGCAAGGAGGAUGUCAGCGUGUGUUGUUUCCCCCUUUUUUGGGUGGUAGGAAUUUUACAAGAAAGAGCGAUAAGGUGGUGUGGUAUAUCACUUUUAGUGUACAAUUGAAAAAGGGGUGUUUUGUUGGCACUGUAACUUUUAUUUAUACUCUCUAUAAUUUUCUCUAUAAUUGGACAGAGUUUCCCCUUAUGAAGUCUAACUUUUAUCUGCCUAUCCUAAAUCCUAUCCCGCUAUUUAUACUAAAAUUUCCCUAUCUAAUCCUAGCUUAAUUCAUUUACUUCCUAUGUAUCCUUAAUUCCGUCUUAUGCCUAAUUUCCUAUGCUACCUAUUCUAUCCUUAUCUUUUCGUAUUAGCUAUCCUAUUCUAACCUAUACUAACACGCUUCUACCAAUCACAACUAUUCCUAUAAAGAUAGCUUACUAUAAUUUCUGCUAUAUAGCUUACUAUAAUUAUAUUCAUUACGCCUAUGUGUAUGCGCCACACCUCCCCCCUUUAGAAAUGAAAAUCGUAUAGCAUAGAUUUUCAUCGUUUGACUAACCUAUUUUUAUGUACAGUACUUUCCUUUUUGCUGUAUUUGCUCACGAUUGUACAAUUUGGGUUUUGUAUUUUAGAAACAAUAUAUGGACCUAAAUAUAAAGGAUCUAGUUUUCUCCUGUUUUCGUUCUUUAAGUACACCUCAUCUCCUGGUUCAAUUAUUAGCGGGUUGAUGCUGCAGUUUGGAGCGAUGUGUCUUUUUUCUUUUUGCUCAAUUAAUUUCUUUCGCGCUACUUCGUUUGAUUUCUGUAGUUUGUACUUUAAUUCAUUGUAAUAAAGUUCGUGAUUAUACACAGGUUCUAUUUUGCCUGUCACCAUGUCUUGUGGGAGAUUUGCUUUUCUCCCAAAUAAUAGUUCAAAUGGCGUAUAGCCAGUAUCUGUAUGUGCUGUGGUGUUGUAAGUAAACUCAUAGAAUUUGACCCAGUUAUCCCAAUCAUCGCCAUGCUCGUUGGUAAAUGCUCUCAAAUAUUCGUUUAAAGUUCUAUGGUUCCGUUCUAAAGCGCCUAUUGUUUGUGGGUGAUAAGCAGUCGCAAACGUCUGUUUGAUCCCCAGUGCUUCUGCUACUUUUUUCAACACUUCGUUGUUGUAUUCUAGACCUUGAUCCGACCGCAUUUCUGCAAAUUUACCGUAUGUUAAAAUGACAUUCUCUAUGAGAGCUCUUGCUAUUGUGUUGGCCUCUUUAUUUCCUGUUGGUAUCAAGAUUACAUAUUUUGUGAGGUCACAUUGUACAGUAACAGCGUACCUGUUGUGCUUGGCUGUUUUUGGAAGAGGGCCCACUGUAUCUAUUGAAAUUAUUUCGAACGGCCUUAAGGGUGUCGUUGUUACUACUGGCUUCUCUAUUGUGUGUCGUGUUAUUUUGUUUAUCUUACACAUUUCGCAGUUUUUAACGAAGCCUUUUAUAUCUUCUUUCAUGUUUUUCCAUUUAUAUUUGUCUCUUAUUUUUAGAUAGAGGCGAUAUUGCCCAACAUGUCCUCCCGAAGGUAGCAUGUGAUAAUUGUGUAGAAUUUCUUCUAUUUCUUUUCUUGCUGUUAUCCACUUAGGUGGUACAAAUCCAAUAAUCUCGCAACCGAAAAUGGUUCUAUCUACGAUUUCCUUAAUGGUUUGAGGCGAGUAUUGAGUAAAAAUUUCGUCUUCCAUGGAGAUAGCUAAUUUGUCUCUAUUAAGCUUUUUUGCAUAAGUACAUAAUCUUAGAAGAGCAGCCUCGAAUGCCUGACUUCCAUUCUGGUUUAAUCUGAUUAUUGUACUUUCUAGUUCCUUGUUGUAGUUGUUGUUAAAAAGUGUUAUUUUAAUUGAAUCUUUAUUUAUUUUUGACUGAAUUUUUAAUAAUUUAUUAACCUCUGAUGGGUUCUCUGUGUUCCAAAAUGCUGGUUUGCCUAUCUUCUCGUUUGUGUCGUUUUGUGUUACAGGAUUUGUUUCCUCUCUAUUAGCUCUAGUCAUUGCCCUAGUCUUUACUACUAAAGCUUGAUUGUUGUUGGCCUCAUUAGUGCAUUCUUGCAAUGAUUUCAAUCGAUCAGAGGUUGUUACUAUUCUUGAGAGUGCGUCAGCCCCAACGUUAGUUUUACCGGCUACGAAUUCUACUUCAAAUUCAAACUCCUCAAGGUCCAAUCUCAUUCGUGUUAGUUUGGAGGUCGGAUUUUUCAUGUUGAACAGAAAAACUAGGGGUCUAUGGUCGGUACGAAUUUUAAAUUUUCGACCAUAGACAUAAGGUUUGAAAUAAUUGAUAGCCCAAUGUAUAGCUGUCAAUUCCUUUUCUAUGGUUGGCUUGUUUUUCUCACCCUUGGUAAAGCUUUUAGAAGCAAAUGCCACAGGAUGGUCAUUUCCUUCGCAUAUUUGCGAUAGUAUGGCCCCACAUGCCGUGUCCGACGCAUCAGUAGUGAUAAUGAAUUCUUUUGUAAAAUCAGGAUAUUUGAGAACCAUAGGUGAUAGAAGGUUGUUGCGAAGGGUAUCAAAAGCUUGUUGACAUUCGGACGACCAAUUGAAUAUUUUUCCCUUUUUUAACAAUUCGUUUAAAGGUUUCGCGAUUUCCGCAAAGUUACGAAUGAAUUUACGGUAGUAAUUGCAAAAAGCAACAAAUCUUCUAACUUCGUCUGAGUUAACUGGUUUGGGGUAAUUUUUAAUUGCUUCAAAUUUGGAUUCGUCAGGAUAUAUUCCCUUGUCUGUAAUUUUGUGCCCAAGGUAAGUAACUUCGGUUUGGAAGAAUUUACAUUUUUGAGGAUUUAAUUUAAGAUUAUAAUGCCGUAGUCUAUCAAAAACUUUCUUUAAAUUAUCAAGGUGGUGCUUAGUAGUGCAACCUGUUAUGAUUAUAUCAUCGAUGUAAACGAACGCGCUCUCAGGGGUUAACCCAGCCAUUGCUAUUGUAAUCAUGCGCUGAAAACUAUUUGGGCUCACGUUUAGUCCAAAGGGUAACCUUUUGAAUUGAUAGUGGCCUGUAGCGGUGGAAAACGCAGUAUACUUCCGCGAUUCUUUAUCCAAAGGUAUUUGGUGGAAACCUGACAUGAGAUCUAGUGUUGUGAAAUAUUUUGCCCUACCGAGUUGAUCUAAUAUUUCAUCGAUCCUGGGCAAUGGAAAUUUAUCUGGCAUUAUUUUUUUAUUUAAUUGCCGGUAAUCUACGACAAGUCUCCAUUUUUUCUCUGUCUCUGAUUUUUUCGGAACUAACAAUAUUGGGGAAUUAUAGGAUGAUACUGAAUGCUCGAUAAUAUCAUUUUUUAACAUUUUAUCGACUUGUUGUUUUAUUUCAUCUGAUUGGGAAUGAAUUUGUUUAUAAUUCGGAACGAAACACGGUAUGUUGUACGGCGAUUAACACCAUCCCCCGCACCACUUCCCGACGCGUGUACGUGUACGUGUGUGUGUAUGUUUAGGUUAGUUUGAAGUAAAAUAAAGAGGAUUGAAGAAAACCCGUGAAAACCCA